AUGAAUUCCAGUAGCAAUGGGAAUCGUUUCGGUAUUCAAAAGUUGGAAGCCCAUGACGUAGGAAAUGUCGAUGAACACCCCUUAGCGAUAGUGAAUGGCGUAAGUAUGAUGGACAGUCAAGAGAUGAUAGAAUUGGAUGUAGCUAGGCUACAUUCAGGCCAGCUUAAUGGACCGCAAGAAGAGAAUGCAUUGAGGCAGAUAUUAGUGAAUUGGGUGAAAAGAAACGGGGUAGGGUACAAACAGGGAAUGCACGAGAUAUGCCUUGUACUAUACCUAGAGAACGACAAAGACGUAGAUGAGUGUUAUAAAAGGUUUGACAACGUGAUGAAGUGGUUAUAUCCUUUGUUUUAUAGGGAUAGCGGUGUAAAUGAAUGGAUCAAGAACGAUUUUAGUCCGAUGUUACGAAAAAUGAGUCCUCGAAGGUUGUACGAAAUCAUCGUGGUAAAGUUCCAAAUUUCGCAUGCGGUAUGGUGUAUUCGAUGGUGCCGGUUACUUUUCAUUCGAGAAUUGAGCGGUCCUGACCAGUAUCUGCCCAUAUGGUAUGAAUUGUUCGAUAUUGAAAAUAAGGGUAAAUUCAUUGCAUGUGUGACAAUAGUGAUGUUAAUGUGCAUUGUACCGCAGUUGACAGAGGCGCAAGACGAAAGCGAGUGUUUGUAUUUGUUAUUGAACUAUCCAAAACUAUGCGUACCGAUUGAAAAAGUUGUGGGAUGGGCAAAGAUCAUGUACGAUUAUCGUGCUGUUAAUACCAUAGAUUCACAGCAUGCAGAUUCAGAUGCAGAUGCAAAUGCAUCGCCGCUCGAAGAAGAAAUUCUACAAGGUAGUAACGGUGAAUGGUACAAAAAAUACAAAGAUUAUGACGUAAAUAGACUGCGGAUGGAGAUGAGGUUGAAACGACGUGCAAAAUGGCGAUUAUCCAAGUGA
Kluyveromyces lactis is the source of this 921-nucleotide messenger RNA. It is a transcript of the gene GYP6, whose product is annotated as GTPase-activating protein GYP6. The coding region runs from base 1 to 921 and encodes 306 amino acids. Gene Ontology annotation, biological process: activation of GTPase activity. Gene Ontology annotation, molecular function: GTPase activator activity. Lineage: Eukaryota; Fungi; Ascomycota; Saccharomycetes; Saccharomycetales; Saccharomycetaceae. The transcript has a single exon. The record is from RefSeq and is a predicted model, not a curated record.